Molecule: messenger RNA, 4083 nt
Organism: Sebastes umbrosus (honeycomb rockfish)
Lineage: Eukaryota; Metazoa; Chordata; Actinopteri; Perciformes; Sebastidae
Gene: nhlrc2
Product: NHL repeat containing 2
Exons: 12
Coding region: 69-2228 (719 amino acids)
Molecular function (GO): protein binding
Source: RefSeq, a predicted model, not a curated record
UGUUACUGUGUCGAAACUACUGAUCUGAAUCGACACGGGCUGGUUGGUUGUUGUCGUUGGAGACAAACAUGGCAUCCCAGAGCAGCCUCACCACUUUGUUUCCUCUCCAAAGCGAGCUGGAUUACGCCCUAGAUGAGGCUACGACACAACAAGAGAAAGAACAACAUAUCAACGAGUAUUUGAAGAAACUAGACGAAGCAGAGGAUCUGAAGAUACCCGAUUUCCAGACAGGCUUGGAAUGGCUGAACACGGAGGGGCCUCUGUCUUUGAACAAGGAGCUGGCUGGGAAAGUGGUGGUGCUGGACUUCUUUACUUACUGCUGCAUCAACUGCAUACACAUCCUGCCUGACCUGCACCAGCUAGAGGAGAAGCACUCUGCCAAAGAUGGAUUGGUUGUUGUUGGUGUGCACUCAGCUAAAUUCCCCAAUGAAAAGGUCCUGGACAACGUCCGCAGCGCCGUGCUGCGCUACGACAUCUGCCACCCAGUGGUGAACGACAGCGAGGCACAACUCUGGCACGAACUGGAGGUGUCCUGCUGGCCCACGCUGGUCUUGUUGGGCCCACGCGGCAACCUGCUCUUCUCCCUAGUGGGCGAAGGCCAGAGGGACCGGCUGAUGCUUUUUACCGACAGCGCCCUCCGUCACUACGGGGAGCAGGGUCUGCUGAAGACACACACGGUGGGGAUCAAGCUGUACCGAGACUCGCUGCCACCAAGCGUCCUGUCUUUUCCUGGCAAGGUGGCCGUGGACAGCAGCAAGAAGAGACUGGCCAUAGCAGACACUGGGCAUCACCGAGUUCUGGUUGUGUCCUCCACCGGACAGCUGUUACAUGUCAUAGGAGGACCUAAAAGUGGGAGACAGGAUGGCGACUUGUCCGAAGCGUCCUUUAACUCCCCUCAGGGCGUGGCCAUUAAAGGGGACGCCGUAUACGUGGCCGACUCAGAAAACCACCUGAUCCGAAAGAUUGACCUGUCGGAGGGACGAGUCAGCACUCUCGCUGGAGUCGGAGCUCAAGGCACGGACAAAGAGGGCGGCCUCAUGGGACCUCAGCAGCCCAUCAGCUCUCCUUGGGAUGUGACCCUUGGCACGGCCGGCGGCGCUGACGAUAACGUGCUGUGGAUCGCCAUGGCAGGGACCCACCAGAUCUGGGCUUUGUUCCUAGCGGAUGGGAAGCUGCCCAAAGGAAGUGAGUCCAAGGCGGGGACGUGCGUGCGAUGGGCGGGCAGCGGCAGCGAGGAGAACCGAAACAACUCCUACCCCCACAGGGCUGGCUUUGCUCAACCUUCAGGCCUGGCUUCAGCCCCAGAGGAGCCCUGGGGCUGCCUGUACGUGGCCGAUAGCGAAAGCAGCACCGUCCGCACGCUGGCACUGAAGGACGGGGCCGUCAAGCUGCUGGUCGGCGGAGAGAGGGACCCCCUGAACCUUUUUGCUUUCGGGGAUGUAGACGGCAAAGGAGUGGACGCCAAGCUGCAGCAUCCUCUCGGCGUUGCCUGGGCUCCCGAACAAAGCCUGCUCUAUGUGGCCGACUCCUACAACCACAAGAUCAAGGUGGUGGAUCCAAAGGCAAAGCAGUGUAGCACAUUAGCAGGGACCGGUGAAGCUGGAGAUACACUGGGCCCUGAAUUCAACAAAUCCUGCUUCAAUGAACCGGGAGGAAUCUGUGUCGGCGACGGCGGCAAGCUUCUCUACGUGGCCGAUACCAACAACCACCAAGUCAAAGUGCUGGACCUGUCCUCCAAGACUGUUUCACUGUUCCCCAUCUCCAUGGACUGCACAGACUCAGUAUUGCCAAAGCCUUCGGGUCCUGCCAAAGCCCCCACGCUGCCUAAAUCAGCUGCCAGGAAGGAAAUGCCACCGGUGGCGGUGUCGGCAGGCCAGACCCUCGUCAUGACGCUCACCCUGUCGCUUCCAGAAGGAACCAAACUCACCGAAGAGGCCCCAAGCUGCUGGGCUCUCUCAGCUGAGGGUAACGAAUGGCUGCUAGGAAGUCAGGUGGUUACCGGUGACAUCGUGGAUCUGUCGAAGCCUCUCUCCAUCUCAACCAAACUUCCAGCUGUUAUAAAGGACUUAAACGGCAAUCCAAGCUUCACUCUGGGUGUGUGGGUGUACUACUGUAUGGAAGCAGGUAAAGCUUGUAUGAUGAAAGCAGCCUCCCUCACACAGCCUCUUCAAAUAAGUGCCGAUCACGGAGAGGAAGAAAUCACUGUGGCGCUGGCUCACGCCUUCUAAAACCUCUUAACCUGUCUUAGUCACAAAAAGUUAGAGAAUCAACACUUUUACUUUUUUCACCUCAACCCCAGCUCCUGUUUUAUUCAUAGUUCUGGAAGAAGAAAGACUCACGACCGUCACUUUUGACAAAAAUGCAAUUCAUACAAAUCUGAUUUUCAGCGGAAUUUCAUUUCAAACUACCCAGAGAAGCCCCUUCUACCAAACAAAAAAGCAUAAGUGCUGUAAUACCCUUGACUGUGAGUGACAGCUAUUGAUAGGAAUGCAAACAAUUACAUCCCCAGGCGUGUUAUUAUAACACACAACUGCAGCCUCAAAAUGUAUAUCUACAUAAUGGUAUAUUUAUACAACAAAUAGACUGUACUGACGAACUUUAAGAGAACUGUCAGCAUUCGUGACGGGGGGUCAUGUUUCCACUCAAAACUAACCUUCUUAUUUAUCAAACACUGUCACGGCUGCAUAAAUGAAUGCGGAAAAUAAAAGAUAUUCUAUGGAUUUAAUGAGAAACUUAUUAUUAUGAUUAUUUAAUUGGCAGGUGGUGAUGACGGUGUCAGCGGCAGCUAGACAAAUAAACUGAUUUUCUAUCAUUUAAUGAUGUUGUGCGGAGGGUUAAAAAUACUCUCACAUGUAGAAAACAAAGUAUCUGAUAAGCUUCACGUUUUUGCCCGAACACACCAGACGGAUGUGAAUUUUAUAGACUGGUCUGUUUAUAUUUAGAUGUUGUGGACGAAAUCAUUUUUUCCGCACAACUACCAAGAACAAAUUAAAAUAUUAAUAGAGCUUAUUCUUUUAGUCCCAUGAGUAAUUACAUGGUAGUAUUUCUUUUGGAAGGGAUAUUUAAUGGAACUGAUUCAGACUCGGAAAAAAAAGAAGUUUUGUUCUGUCUUUUCUCGCACAAGAAUUGCUUUUGAAUGCUAAUAUCGAGUUAUAAAGAGGAAUAAAAGGCCAAAGGUUAUCUAUGCAGAGUCUCAGCAUUAGCACAUUAGAAACUUCAGAGUAUUAAAUCACAUUUUCACUGUUUGAAUAAUAUAUUUCCAUGUAUAUGUGUGGUGCCUUCAGGGUGCACGAAUCAAGCUUUAAUAAACAUUUGUUUACACAUGUUGCCACCACAGACCGAGCAGUCUUGAGUUCAUAGCUUACGGCUUUGCUCUUUGUAUCCGCUCCCUGUAUGACUGAUUUAUAAUUUUGAUUAUUAUUAUUUUGAUUCACGACACAAAGAGCCCUUUUGAUUAAGAACAUAAAACAUUACUGUUAUCUAUUCUAAGUUAUGAAUAAAGUGCCUGUUUUUUGAUAAGGGGAAGGCAACCAGUGACUGCUGUGUGCUCUGAGGGAUAUUGGAUUAAGUCUCAAAUUAAAAUCUCUCUAACAAGCAUUUACACGCUGCUUCUCUACUCCACAAAGGGAACAAAGUAUGAAAGACAUGUUUUAAUAAUAAUGUGUUUUGAAAUAAAGUGAUAAUGUAUUAUUGUCAUUUUCCAUUAUUGGUUUUUAUGAGCUGUUGUUAGAAAUGGGUCUGAGAGUGAUUUGGUUUGGAUCACUCAGCCCAAGUGCCUUGUAGAAACGGUGUUAUUUUACGAACGGUGUGCAUGCGGUGACACUUUGGCUGCAUCAAAAGCAAUAACAAUAUAUUUCUGUAAUGGGAGAAAUUUUUUAUUCCCACAAGUUAUUUAUUUCAAAUGAACUUAGCACAGCUUUGUUAUCCCUCUGGCGUUUUUUUAAUGAGCAGCAAUGAGCUUGAGUGGCUGCUGGUGGGAAUUACGUUCCUUGAUACUGUUUUCUCACUUGAUGUCUUCUUCUCUCUCAAUGCUGCACUUUAAGAUGCUACAGAGAGAAAUAAUAAAACAUUGUCAUCUUGUCU